Molecule: messenger RNA, 12675 nt
Organism: Amphiprion ocellaris (clown anemonefish)
Lineage: Eukaryota; Metazoa; Chordata; Actinopteri; Pomacentridae
Gene: insrb
Product: insulin receptor b
Exons: 23
Coding region: 1157-5266 (1369 amino acids)
Biological process (GO): positive regulation of MAPK cascade; glucose homeostasis; multicellular organism development
Cellular component (GO): insulin receptor complex; membrane; axon
Molecular function (GO): phosphatidylinositol 3-kinase binding; insulin receptor activity; ATP binding
Source: RefSeq, a predicted model, not a curated record
ACUGGUGGAGAGACUCGCAGAAAGAGCGACGGAGAGAGGGGAAGCUGAGGGAGAGAGCUCGCCAAACGGGACGGGAAUCCAAGUUUUUACCACUUGACCCGUCUUUUUAAGUCCUUUCGCGUCGCUUUUUGCGUGUCUCGGAGGCGACGCGCUCACUUUGUGCGUGUUUUUACGCGGAACUCCGCCGCCGGGAGCCCGUUUGUUUUGGAUUAGCCAGCUAGCUGUUUUCCCCCAUCAGCUAAUCUGAGGAGAGGAACGGGCGGCGUGGUGGAGACUUUUCUCAAUUCACGGCACCGUACGGGUUAAAAAAAAAACAACACAACGUUAUUUCAGUCUUUUCGCCGGUGGACGGAGAACAAGUCGCCUCCCAAGUUUUUUUUUUCGUGUGUGUUGUGUUUUUUUUCCAAGCCCCCCUCCGCCGUUUUUCCUUUUCGCCCGUUUUAUGGGUCCGUUUGCGGCGUGGUGGUCAGCGGGGGUGAAGGAGUUCAGAGGAAGGUCGUAGCCGGGAAGGCUGCACGUUUUUCCUGCCGAGGAGUUUCCUGGGAUGUGCCGCUGAAUAAAAAGGAGGAAGCACCGGGAGAUACACGGACUUGUGAGCCGCUAACCACCCCCAGAUCUGGCUCACCUAUCCGGGGAGCUUCAUCCACAACUUGCGCAGCCGGAGCGGAGCUGCACGACACGAAUCCUCGCUUUGGAGUUUGUUGUUUUUUUUCUUUUUACCGCAGAGAAAUGUUUACAGCUUCUUCUGGAACCUCCAAGCUAGCUGUCUUGGGAUAUCAGUGAUUAUUUUUUAUUAUUUUUUUAAAAUUAUUUUUAUUAAGCGUAGCAUCAAAAUUAAACAGAUGAACGCGGACUGUCGCCUUCGCUUAUGGAAAAUGAAGAUUUUUACGCGCACAUGUGUCGCCAGAACCCAAGAUCACGUUAUUUAGUGGCCUUCGUCUUUUCCAGGGCUCAGACAUCAUCACAAACUUGGCUGGGAAGAUAAUCAGAAAUACAUUAACCUCCCCCCGGUUUACGGGGGGCAACCGUGAAUCCGUUUCGGCUUUAUUGGACCUUUGGGGGUUUUUCCUACUUUUUGAAAUCCCAGUGACUCUGAAAUAAACAUUUGUUGUUUUUUUUAUUUUGAGGAGCUUCAAGAGGAUCCUCUCCGGGCAAAAUGAGGCUAAAGCUGCGAGCACAAAUGGUGUUUUUUAUCAUCUGCACCUGCAUUAUUUGCCAGUGUGGACUAAUAAACGGAGAAAUCUGCCAGAGCAAAGACAUCCGGAACAAUGUGACCAACCUCCAGUCUCUGGAGAACUGCACCAUCAUUGAGGGCCACCUGAAGAUCCUGCUCAUGUUCAAGACCAAGACGGACGACUUCCGGGGCCUCAGCUACCCGAAGCUGCGGGUGGUGACCGAUUACGUGCUGCUGUUCCGGGUCUACGGCCUGGAGACGCUGUCCGAGCUCUUCCCCAACCUGACGGUGAUCCGCGGCAACAACCUCUUCUUCAACUACGCCCUGGUGCUGUACGAGAUGCUGCAGCUGAAGGAGGUGGGCCUGCACAGCCUGAUGAACAUCACCCGGGGAGCCGUGAGGAUAGAGAAGAACCCGGACCUGUGCUACCUGGCCACCCUGGACUGGUCCAAGAUCCUGGACUCGGUGGAGGACAACUUCAUCGUGGCCAACAAGAACGAGCGGGAGUGCGGAGACGUCUGUCCCGGCACGGCGCAGGGUCAGACGGUUUGUUCUCAGAGCACCAUCAACGGACACUUCAGGGGUCGAUGCUGGACUCAGAACCACUGCCAGAGAAUGUGUUUGGACAACUGUAAGCAUGGAGCGUGCAGCCUGCAGGGCCAGUGCUGCCACGACCAGUGCCUGGGCGGCUGCUCCGAGCCGGGGAACGCCAGCAGCUGCGUGGCCUGCAGGAACCUGCAGCACGGCAACACCUGCGUGGAGAAAUGUCCUCCCGGAUACUACGUGUUCAGGGGCUGGCGCUGCGUCAGCUUCAACUUCUGCCAGGAGCUCCACAAUCAGUGCAAGCAGACGAAGAAGCUGAACCAGGACCGCGAGUCGGGCUGCUACGAAUACGUCAUCCACAACGGGGCCUGCAUCCAGGAGUGUCCUUCUGGAUACACCACUAUAACCUCCACUACGUUGACGUGUUCGCCGUGCGCUGGCCUCUGUCCUAAGCUGUGCGUGGGGAACAAGACGAUCGACUCGGUGACUUCGGCUCAGGCCCUGAGAGGCUGCACUGUUCUCCACGGCAACAUGAUCAUCAAGAUCCGAGGAGGGAACAACAUAGCAGCAGAGUUGGAGGCCAGUCUGGGUCAGAUUGAGGAGAUCACCGGCUACCUGACUGUUCGCAGGGCUUACGCUCUGGUCUCACUGUCCUUCCUCCGGAAACUUCGCAUCAUCAGAGGGGAGCAUCUGGAGGGAGAUAGUUAUGCCUUCUACGCGCUGGACAACCAGAACCUCCGUGAGCUGUGGGAUUGGUCCAAACACAAUCUGACCAUCCAGCGAGGCCGCAUGUUCUUCCACUACAACUCCAAACUGUGCAUGUCCGAAAUCAGCAAGAUGGAGCAAGUGACGGGAACCAAGGAGCGCAAUCAGAAGAACGACAUCGCCGUCCGCAACAACGGAGACCAGGCCUCCUGUGAGACGAAGCUGCUGAAAUUCAACCUGAUCAAGACGACGUCCAACAUGAUUAUGCUGAAGUGGGAGCAGUUCUGGCCAUUGGACUUCAGAGACCUGCUGGGAUUUAUGGUUCUCUACAAAGAGGCGCCGUAUAAGAACGUGACGGAGUUCGACGGACAGGACGCCUGCGGAUCCAACAGCUGGGCGAUCGCCGACGUCGACCCGCCGUCUCGCCCCACGGAAGGCAAGAAGGGCGAGGAUCCGGGCCACCUGAUCCGACCGCUGAAGCCCUGGACCCAGUACGCCAUCAUGGUGAAAACCCAGCUGUCUGCGUCCGACGAGCACCAGGUCCACGGAGCCAAGAGCGAGAUCAUCUACGUCCGAACCAACGCCUCCAAGCCCUCUGUGCCUCUGGACCCCAUCUCCUCCUCCAACUCCUCCUCUCAGAUCAUCCUGAAGUGGAAACCUCCCACCAGCCCCAACGGCAACAUCACCCACUACCGGGUCAUCUGCCGCAAGCAGCCCGAGGACAGCGACCUCUACAAGUUCGACUACUGCCUGCAAGGUAUGAAGCUGCCGUCUCGAACGCCUACACACCUGGACAGCGAGGACGAGCAGAAGUGGAACCACACGGACGAGCCGACCUCGGGAGGGAAAUGCUGCGCCUGCCCCAAAACAGACAGUCAGCUGAAGAAGGAGCAGGAGGAGAUCGAGUACCGCAAGACCUUCGAGAACUACCUCCACAACGAAGUGUUCGAGAGCAGGCCGUCUCGUCGCCGUCGCUCGGUGGGAGUCGCCAACGCCACCCUGCCUCCUCUCUUCCUCACCACCAUCCCCAGUCUGCAGUUCGGAUCCACGACGGCGACGCCUGAAGACGAAGACGAAGACCAGGAAGGAUCGAAGGUGGAGUUAAAAGUUUUCUCCAAGGAGUCGACGGUCAUCUCCAACCUGCAUCACUUCACCAGCUAUAAGAUUGAGAUCAUGGCCUGCAACCAUCCGACGGACCUGAAACGCUGCAGCAUGGCGACGUACGUCAGCGCCAGGACGAUGCCGGAGGAAAAAGCCGACGACAUCCCCGGUCCUGUGACCCACGAGAUCGUGAUGGCCGAGCCUCCCUACGUUCUGAUUAAAUGGAACACGCCUAAAUCACCCAACGGCCUCAUCAUCCUGUACGAGGUUUUCUACCGGAAGGUCGGAGACACGGAGGAUCACACGGCCUGCGUGUCACGGCCGGCUUACAUUAAAUCCGGCGGGACGAAGCUUUCUCUUGUGCAGCCUGGAAACUACAGCGUGAGGGUUCGGGCCACGUCGUUGGCCGGAAACGGCUCCUUCACAGAAACCACCUACUUCUUCAUGCCCAACCCGGAUCAAGGUUUGAUAUGGAUCGUGAUCGGUCCAGUCAUCUGCUUCAUCCUGCUGCUGUUCGUGGCCGGUGGAGUCUUUGUGAUCUUCAAGAAGAGACAAACUGAAGGUCCACUUGGAGAUCUCAUCACCUCACCAAACCCUGAGUACUUCAGCGCCAACGACAUGUACGUUCCUGACGAGUGGGAGGUUCCUCGGGAGAAGAUCACGCUGCUCAGAGAGCUCGGUCAGGGCUCCUUCGGGAUGGUCUACGAGGGCAUCGCCAAGGACAUCGUCAAGGGAGACCCGGACACUCGGGUCGCUGUCAAAACGGUCAACGAAUCGGCGAGCCUGCGAGAGAGGAUCGAGUUCCUGAACGAAGCCUCCGUGAUGAAGGCCUUCAGCUGCCACCACGUGGUGCGUCUGUUGGGUGUCGUGUCUAAAGGUCAGCCCACCCUGGUAGUGAUGGAGCUGAUGACCCAUGGUGACCUGAAGAGUUACCUGAGGAGCCUCCGGCCUGACUCGGAGAACAACCCGUCCGGUUGUCCUCCUCCGACUCUGAAGGACAUGCUGCAGAUGGCUGCAGAGAUCGCAGACGGCAUGGCCUACCUCAACGCCAAGAAGUUUGUCCACAGAGACCUGGCAGCCAGAAACUGUAUGGUGGCCGAAGACUUCACCGUCAAGAUCGGAGACUUCGGUAUGACUCGGGACAUCUAUGAGACCGACUACUACCGUAAAGGAGGGAAGGGGCUGCUGCCGGUCCGGUGGAUGGCUCCAGAGUCCCUGAAGGACGGAGUCUUCACCGCCCACUCUGACUGCUGGUCCUUCGGGGUUGUGCUGUGGGAGAUCAGCACACUAGCAGAGCAGCCUUAUCAGGGUUUAUCCAACGAGCAGGUCCUGAAGUUCGUCAUGGACGGAGGAUACCUGGACCGACCGGAGAACUGCCCCGAGAGGAUGCACAACCUGAUGCAGAUGUGCUGGCAGUACAAUCCCAAGAUGCGGCCGAUGUUCCACGAGAUCAUCGAGAUGCUUCGGGAGGACCUGCACCCUUCCUUCCAGGAGGUCUCCUUCUUCUACAGCGAGGAGAACAAAGUCCCCGAGACGGAGGAGUUCGACCUGGACCUGGACAACAUGGAGAGCAUCCCCCUGGACCCGUCGUCUUAUUCCCAGAGAGCGGAGAGCUUAGGCAGGGACAGCGGGCCGUCGGUGGCCCUGAGGGGGAACUAUGAGGAGCACGUCCCCUACACUCACAUGAACGGUGGCAAGAAAAACGGAAGAAUCUUAUCGUUGCCCAGAUCCAGCCCUUCCUAACAUUUCCUUUUUCCUGUAAGAACUUUUCCCCCUUCCCUUCCUUCCCCAUCCCUCCCUCUCUUUCUGUUCCAGUCCAUUUUUCUGUAUCCUUCAUGUUCCUUUCCUCAUUUUCUAAUGAUUUUUCUUAUUCUUGGAGAAGCCCUUCAAAAGGAAAAAAAAAAUCCCCCCCAAAAAAAGACACAGAUCUCAGGACUUAUUUUCUUCCUCACGGCUGCCGAACGCCGGCAAGCAAGGGAUGCAAACAUGGUGUUUUUCUAACUUGCUCCACAAACAUGUCGGACUUCUUACCAGAAUCUAUUGUUUUUCACUAUUGCCACGUUUCCAGGACUCCUCGUGAUGGAAACAAACGGAAAACAAACAAAAAAAAACUGUGAACACAACAAACCUUAGACAACCAAGAAGGCUGCUCAUGCUCAACCUCCUCCAGACUCCUUUUCUCCCACCAAUCUGCAUUUCCACAUUUCUGUGCUUUUUUUUUCCCUCCAAGUGAAAUCUUUUUACUCAGAUAGUGGCCUUUUUGUACGUGGCCUAUAAAAAAGAGAAGUGUCUAUCAGCGCUUACACUAAUUUCCUUUCUGAACAAUGAUUUAAUCAGUGGGAUGACUUGCAAAGACUUGAUCCUAGAACAAACAUCUAUUCCUAGAGGAAUGUGUUUUUUGUUGUUGUUGUUGUUUUUUUUUUUUUCUUUUUGGUUCUGCAGAAUUCCAAACUACACACAGAUUCAUCGGGUGUUUGGUGAAUAGUUUUAAUUUAUUUGCUUUAUUUUCUCUUCUCUGUCUUCUUCUUUCUUGUUUUAUUUCUGUGUCCUCACUAUAUGGCUGAAGGAUAUUUAAACAGUUAAGAUUUGGAGAAAAGAGUUCCUCAGACUGACCAAUAGCUGCUGCUUUGAUAUAUUUUAGUGGGUAUAGAAAUAUAUAAAUAUAUAUAAUAUAUAUAGUAUAUAUGGAAUAUUGGUGUUUCACUACCAAUGUUUUAUAUAUAAUAUAUGACAUUGAUGUUUUUUGUAAAUAGUCCAUAUUUGUAAUAUUUUUCAUCAGAAGCUUUGCUAGUAUUUUGUUUCAUCAGGUUUUUUUUUAAAUUUUCUUAUUUUUAUAGCCCCAGAAAUCACACUAAUCUACCGUUAGUUCUCUCUGUGUCUUAUUCGGCCUCCAGCUUCCCUCGAGUGCUCGCUCCGUCUGGAUGGGAAAAGGGGAAAAGCCCCCUGAUAUUGUAAACUCACUGCAUUAUUAUUAUUAUUAUUAUUAUUAUUAUUUUUUACAAACCGUAUUCCCACCGAGAGCGGUCAACAUUUGGAGGCAACUUCACUACAGCUACGGAUAAAAAAACAAACAGAAUAACCAAAAAAAAGCUUUAUAUAAACGGGGAAUGAGGUCUUUCUAGGUCAAAGUGCGCCUGAUGUGUUCUUCUGUGUCUUUAUCUGGUCGGACCGUGAUGUAGUCGCAGCUUUAUGACGUCUUUUGCCUGAUUUUUGUGCCGGUUGUCUGUUAGAAAGAUGGUCACCCAGCAGUCUUUUCUGGGCAGGAGGUGAAUCAACUUCAGCUAAAAGUGGAUGGAUCUUUUUACUGAGGAUGUCCUGAUCUGAUCGAGGUAUUUUAGAUCUAAUCGGCAUCAAACCUAAGCCAGAUCCUGUCACACAGAUGUGGUAAAGGAAAAGCUAAAUUUGUAUCAGAACGCUAAAAAUGUAGAAUAAUUUUCUCACUCGAUAAUUUCCAGUGUUGUCAAUUAUUCAUUGAUUCAUUUAUGAAAAAUACUGAGCACAGUAGACACGGGAUUUGGAUUGAAAAGCGCUGUUUUUGUCAUUCCUGGUUCGUUUUAAACACGUUAGCACUGGUCAGAGGUCAUUAACCACCACAGAAGUCUUUGUCAUGGUGCCCGUUGCUAGCUAAACCCCCACAUUGCUCUCUGGUUGCUAACGUGAACUACCUGUAGCAACAGAAAGGCUCCAAUUAGUGGCACAAUUAAACAACAAAACACUUUUGACAUGCGUGUAAAGAAUCCAGGUGUUCGCCGUCUUUUAGAGCUUGUAGCGCUUCAGUACGUCUAAAAUCAGCGGAUGGAGGCUGCAGGUUUGAGCAUGCAAUUGGCCGAUCAUUUCUUUUUUGCUAUCUGCCACGACAACAAUAACGACCUCCGAGCGGAGAUCCACAAUGCUUAAAAUUUCAAAAUUUGCUGAAUUCAGGCAACAUUGCGGCUUGUUUUCCGGUGAAUUACCCAUUUUUUAGACAGUUUUCACUAAAACAAUCACACUAAUCACUAUUUUUAAGCGACACCAAAGCUGCAUCUUUACUUAACCUGAGACCAUUAUGAUCGGUUUAAAGAAAUAAAAACAAGCCGCCUAUAGCCCAAUGAUCCUAAGGUGGCUAUUCUUUACUACAGAAUGGUCUGGCUAAGCUAACAGCACACCUGAUCCUCUUAACACUACAUUUCAGGUUUACAACAAGAUUCCUGACCAUCUACAGAACAUUAACGAAGCAGAAAAUGCAGAAAUUGAAUAACUUUAUUGUAAUUAAAGUGUAUAUUCUGACUCGGAUCGGAUCGGGACAUCCCUUCUUCUUGCCUCAGACUUCAAACCGGAGAGCGUUCGCUUCCUAUCUGACCGGCUCAGGACCUUGGAUUUAUCAGAUUCUUUGUUAGCUUUGCUCCGCAGCACCUCCUCGCUCUUCCCGAGGCUUCCUAUUGGCUGAAGUCAGAAUUCGCUCGAUGGAAAUUUCCAUGUUUUGCGGCCGAGGGGCUGGAGACAGAAAGUUCUCCAGUGGCAGGUUGAGGAAAGAGAUCGGCCCGAAUCUCUCUCGUUUUGUUUGAGUCAAUGGUUAAUCCUGUUAUUCUCUGCGAGGCAGUUGAGCAGUCAGGACACGGUGUGCAGCGGCUUUUUCACUCAGCUCUGACAUUCCAGGAUUUAGUCGGAACUCCUCGUUCUCUCCGACUGCUGGCAGAGCUGCUCCCAUCACAGCCGGCUUCCUUCUUGGUAAUCGAAAGCGGCAGAUCCUCCUGACUUUGAUCAGAAACAUUCCUGAAACAGUUAAAGGCGUCCUCGUUCGGAUCCCGUUCGAGGCUGCAGAUAGCUUAGCGAGCGCUCUUUGGAGACGGUUGUUUUUGGACGCUCGGACCGGUGUGGUUGCCAAUCUUAACCUAACAGCAUUCAGUACUUCUAGUAUAGCCAAAGCGUCGGCAGCUUUCUGUUAACAGCAAGAACCUGCAGAGUCGAGAAAACCAAGAAAGCAGAGGGGCUGCCUCCAUGUUUUACCAGUGCCUUCUCAAAACCCAGAGCCGCUUCCGGGCUGAUUUCAUUGGCUAAACACUCACAUGCAGGCCUCAGAGGCAUUUGAAAGAAGAAAAAAGUCAAAGCUGCGUCUACAUCGUAGGGUUACAGAUCCGUUCUUUGUUGUUUUAUUUCUGCAGUGCUUUAGCGGUGACACUGUGGAGGUUUCAGCAAAUUGUUCGGAGGAGUUACAACAAUCCUGGUCUUUUGUACUUUGUAAAUAAUCUGUGACGUAGUUUGGAAAAUAAAAGCAGGAAAAACAAAAAAGACGUAUGAUGAUAAAAAAAAAUUUAAAAACGAGAAUAACGGUGGAUCUGGGCCGUGUCGCGGUUCCACGCUGUUCGGAGACACUACGGUCGGAUUCGCCUCCACCUCCGACCUCGGUUUGCUUCUAUGUUGUGGUGGUGUUCACACACAUAUGCAAUUUUUAAUUAAUUAAGAUGGUGCCCAUAUCUUUGAAAUACCAGAUAUUUAUUUUAUUAUGAUCAUUGUCAUUGUAUAAGAAGACAGUUAGCUUUGUGGUCGAACGGUGUGAUAAAAGCCUAGUUUGUUAUAGCGAGCGGCGGGAUUUAGUUUUUAGCUCGUUAGUGAUUUGUCGUCGUCGUCGUCUUUGUGUUUUUGGCCAGAGUCUACCUCAGUGCAUAUGGAGGAAUCAGUCUAAAGAGCCUAAAUCAUCCCCACUCUUAGAUCUCUUUGUCGUACUUUACCAACACUGCAAUUCCUUCCCCCUCCUGUCAGUGUCUCUCGCUUCUUCUUGUGGCCUCGGGGGGUAAAUUUUAAUCAAUCAGCUUAUUUUAAAGGUUCGGUGCAGAGUUUCAGAACAACAGAGCUGAUCGUGAAGCCAGUUUACUGCAGCUGCGGUUAAACGCUGCAGUAAACUGGCUUCACGAUCAGUUUUAACUGAUCGAUGAAAUUCCAGGUCACUGGAAGAAGCGCUGUAGCUUUAUGGUGUCUAUUUAUCCCCAUUUUCCGUCACCGCCGAUCCUCCAGACUGUAUGUAGUAGCGGCUCUACUGAUAUCUGUGGAUGUGACAUUAGCAUGAGUCAGCAAAAAAUAUAAGGCAAACCAUGACUCAGUGCAUAUCUGUGAUCACCUACAUGCAGCCAAGGCGAACCGUCAUGCUUUUAUUUUUCAUUUCCCUUGUUAAAAAUCCCAUCUGGAAGCCCUACUCUGUCGAUCUGUGUCUUUGUGGUCGAGAAAAAAACAAAAAUCCCACUUCUGAUUAUAAUCUCUGUUUGUUUUGUGUGUUGUUUUUUUUCAACUGUGAAUAUCAAGAGAUGACCUUUAUUUUCUGUCAACGCCAUGGAUGGGCGGCGGAUCGGACGUCUGGGCCGGUUAUAAAGUUUUAAUAACGAGGAGGAGGAGGAGGACUCCUUUCCUCUGGAACGGAGAGAAAAGCUGGACUGGGACAAUCCUGUGUGCCAUAAGAACUAUUAACUGACAUGAAAUCUAGAUUGUAACUUCUUUUUCGUCUCAGGGAGGCGGCCCGAUACUUUGCGGGGGUUGGAGGAUAAAGAGGAUGAGGAGGAAGAAGAGCUACCUACCUAACCUUUUAUCUACUCUGACUGACAGCAUCCUUGCAAAAAAAUAAAAUGAAUGGGGAAAAAAAUGCAAAGCAGUGAUGACAUGACAAGAACCAAGGACACAACGAGAGAGAAAAGAACCCUUUUCGUUUCAUAAAUCUGAAUUUUGCCCUGUGAAGAUAAUCAGGAGUCCUCCUCUGGCGCCCUCUAGUGGUCGGACGGGAGCGUUGCAGGUCAGGGGCGAAGCUAACGGGGCCCCUACCCAUAGUGCCUUGCUCAGACUUAACACCUGAUCCCUCCCACACCUGAGCUGUGUCUCCACCAAUCACCGAAGAGGAUUUUCCCCCCCAAACCUGAAAUGAAAUCUGUUGUAUUUUUUUAUUAUUUUCUUUAGUGAAAAACAUUCUGCUUGUUGAUGAAAAAUAAUAUACUGUAAUGUGGGAUUCAUGACUGAUGAUUUUUUUUUUUUUUAACCAAAAAUGAAAGAAAAAAGAAAGAGAGAACCAUGUGUGUCUGCUCAGCUCUGGCUUCGCUUUGUGCAUGGAAACCUGUAGAUCAGCAGACAGCUUGACAAUUUGAUGAUUUUUUAACUUUUAUUUUUUGCUCCUCAUCGGUCGGCAGCGUUACAAAACAGAAACAACACACCGUUGUCGCGUUACAGUUUGGGAUUCAUUCGAUGUAUUUUAAUUUGUUCAGAUAAAUAAGCUCUUAAACUGUAAAUAGCAGCAGAUUCUUCUCAUUUCUGGCCCCUGAGAAACAAAAAGCACUUGAUUAUAGGGAUGUUUAGUCGUGUUUUGUUGAGCUGAACACGUCACAGCGCAGGGUGAGAACAAACAUUGUAUGUAUUAUUGUUUUAAAGAUUUAAAAAGAAGUAUUAAAUUUUAGAGAUGUUGAUUUCUAUUUUUUUUAGCCAAAGUAGGGAGGACAAAUACAAUUACUUUUUUCUGACUGUAAAACUUUUACUACUCUUGUACAUUAUGAAUUUAACAUCGUUAUCAAUGUGUAUAUAACUUUUUUUUUCUAAAUUUAAAGACGGAUAGAUUUUUUUUUCUUUUCGUGACACAGAAUACAACAGUUUGAGUCCGAGGGCUGCGCAACACGACACCAACAGUUUUUUAAACCCGAUGCAUGUUCUGAACGUCGGCCGAGAUAAAUAAAAAAUGAAAAAAUAAAGCAGUCACAGCAGGAUGUCACCCAUACAGCCUUUUUAUUCGUCGUGUCACCGGUUCAUCACCUAUUACGGAUGGUUUUUUUGUGUCUGACAAGAGACCUGAGUAUAGUUUGCAAAUGUGUUUUUAUUUUUUACUUUUAAAUGACGUGAAAAACUGGAAAAGACCACUGCACAUCCUUUUUGAAGAAGAGGAAACACGAGUGAUAAAAUCCUGAAUAAGCUAAAAACACAUAAAAAUCUUGUAAAUCUCUUCGACUGUAAAGCUGGAGGUGUUGAAGGAGGGAAAAUGUGAGUUGAAUUAGCAGAUUAAAGCUCUCUGAUGAACACAUUUUGCAUUAGGCUGUUUACUUCAUGCAGAAACCAAAGUGAAAAAAGCAUUUUUGUUGUUUUAUUUCAGCUCUUUUUUAUUAUUUCCUGGCAGAUUCCAAGAGUUCAGAUUAAACAAUGUGUUAAUUAUUGAGCUUUAACGAGCACGUUUCCCACAAUUUCUGUUCCUUUAAAGAGGCUAAACAUGAAACACCUUCUGCUCUGAAGGAACUGUGACAGAUGUGAGGAAGAAGCAGCCUCUUUGCGGCUCUUUUUUGAGUCGGUCCAGUGGUCUGCUCCAGUUUUACGCCGAUGAUACCCUGAUAUUCGUGUCGGUCCCGUUCCUUGUGCUUUGUGUCGUCUGAAGCAGUGGAGUCGAGUCUAUGUUGUCGGCUUUCUUCGUCUCCGAUCGCUCCUUCUUCCUCCUCUUCCUCAUCAUUAUUAUUAUUAUUAUUAUUAUUAUUAUUAUUAUUAUUUCUGUGUCUUCAAGUCUCUCCUCGGUGCACAUAGGUGGUCCCCAGAAUGCUGUGUGUAGUCUUGCAGGAUACCUCUUUUAUUAAUGUCAUUUUUAUUGCCGAUGAAUAUGCUGAUGUAUUAAUUUUUUUUUUCUUUUGGGAUAUGUUGUGUAUACGUUAUUUUUGAGUAUGCAGACAGCAGGUGUAUAUGUGUGUAUGUACAGUCCGGAUAAAAAAUAAUAACCCCGAAAAACCUGCAAAAAAAAAAAAAAAAACACCCCACAGAGAUCGCUUCAUCCCUCACACUGGAUCCAAAUGUGCCAUUAUCUUUAUGUAUCACAAAUAUCAACAUGUUGAAAACACACUUUCUCUCUCUCACACACACACACACACACACACACACACACACACACACACACACACACACACACACACACACACACACACACACACACACACACACACACACACACACACACACAGAAAAACAUAUUGCAUAUUGUACAGGAUCAAAAAUGUGCCAUGACUAAAUGAACGCUUGACAAUUUAUUUUUUCUAUGUUUUCAAAGGAGAGCCAAGUAGUGACAUGUACAGAAGAUGUUGCAAUGAUAUGAAAAUAAAAAUCUUGCUGUGUGUAAAUUAUUCAACAAUUAACUGUUUAUAUUAAAAUUAUGAAUAAAAUUAUUGGAGAAUUCG